CAUUGCAUGACGUCCUCUCUACACCCUCCACCGACGUUCGCUCUCAGAUCCAAAAACCAAAUAUUUUAUCAAUUCAUUAUUACCCCACCCUUGAUUCCUUCCUUCCUUCACACCUUCAACCAAACCAAAAUCCCAAAACUGUCACAGAUCUAAUCCUUCUUCAACCAAUGGUUUCCCCCACCACCACCGUCGUUCCCCUCCUCCUCUUCCUCUUCCUCACCACCACCACCGCCGAAAUCCGCUACACCUCCCUCCGAUCCGACCCCCGCCCCAUCAUCCCCUUAGACGAAUUCGGCUUCACCCACACCGGCCGACUCGAACUCAACGUCACCAACCUCUCAUUCUCCUCACCACCCCCUGACCCCACCAAUCUCGGCUUCUUCCUCUGCACUCGCGACUCAUGGCUCCACGUUCUCCAACAGAUCGAAGACGGUGACGUCACCUGCGCCCUCCAAUCCGACGUCAUCAAACACGUCUACACCUUCACUUCAGAUUCCCUCACUUCCAAAUCUCUCAACCAGUUUUACCUCCAACAAGAUGCCGACCAGUACACUCUCGUCUUCGCUAAUUGCCUUCCUCAGAUUAAGGUUACCAUGGACGUACGAUCCGCUAUGUAUAAUCUAGACGGACGCUCCAGAUCUCGCGAUUAUUUAUCCGCUGGAAUUACCGUUUUACCCCGGGUUUAUUUCCUAUUCUCUUUGGUUUACUUCACUUUGGCUGCAAUUUGGAUAUCUGUGUUGUACAAAAAACGGUUAACUGUCUUUGGAAUUCAUAUAUUCAUGCUUGCUGUUGUGGUCUUAAAGGCUUUGAAUUUGUUAUGUGAAGCCGAGGAUAAGUCGUAUAUUAAGCGAACGGGUAGCGCGCACGGGUGGGAUGUUUUGUUUUACAUAUUUAGUUUUCUAAAAGGGAUCACAUUGUUUACGUUAAUCGUGUUGAUUGGGACGGGUUGGUCGUUUUUGAAACCGUAUUUGCAAGAUAAGGAAAAGAAGGUUUUGAUGAUUGUGAUCCCGUUGCAAGUGGUGGCGAAUAUCGCGCAGGUUGUUAUAGACGAGUCUGGGCCGUACGCGCAGGAUUGGGUGACGUGGAAGCAGGUGUUUUUGUUGGUGGAUGUGAUUUGUUGUUGCGCGAUUUUGUUUCCGAUCGUGUGGUCGAUUAAGAAUUUGAGAGAGGCUGCGAGGACGGAUGGGAAGGCUGCGGUUAAUUUGAUGAAGUUGACGUUGUUUAGGCAGUAUUAUGUUGUGGUGAUAUGUUAUAUUUAUUUUACUAGGGUUGUGGUUUACGCGUUGGAGACGAUUACGUCGUAUAAGUAUCUUUGGACUAGUGUGGUGGCUGCUGAGUUGGCGACGCUUGCGUUUUAUGUGUUUACUGGGUAUAAUUUUAAGCCUGAGGCGCAUAAUCCGUAUUUUGCGGUGGAUGAUGAUGAAGAAGAAGCGGCGUCUGAGCAGUUGAAGCUUGAAGAUGAAUUUGAGCUGUGAUGUAUCUUGGUCGUUGUUUCGGCUUUCAGGUCUGUUUGGUUUUGAAAUAGGAGUCAUACAAAUGAAAAGUUUAAUUGAUUGUUAAAUUCAUAUUAUUAUCCAUUUCUAUACUAUUCUUGUGUAUUGGGUAUCUGGAACAAUGAUACGGUUUUGUAAGUAGUAGUGUUCUUCAUGUUGUUUGUUCUAUUCAUAAUACAAGUGUUCAUUUCUUGAAGCA
Helianthus annuus (common sunflower) is the source of this 1692-nucleotide messenger RNA. Its product is annotated as protein CANDIDATE G-PROTEIN COUPLED RECEPTOR 7. The coding region runs from base 168 to 1475 and encodes 435 amino acids. Gene Ontology annotation, cellular component: membrane; Golgi apparatus. The transcript has a single exon. Gene Ontology annotation, biological process: transport. The record is from RefSeq and is a predicted model, not a curated record. Lineage: Eukaryota; Viridiplantae; Streptophyta; Magnoliopsida; Asterales; Asteraceae.